Astyanax mexicanus (Mexican tetra) is the source of this 5627-nucleotide messenger RNA. It is a transcript of the gene snx8a, whose product is annotated as sorting nexin 8a. NCBI's taxonomy places the organism in Eukaryota, Metazoa, Chordata, Actinopteri, Characiformes, Acestrorhamphidae. Gene Ontology annotation, biological process: retrograde transport, endosome to Golgi. Gene Ontology annotation, molecular function: phosphatidylinositol binding. The record is from RefSeq and is a predicted model, not a curated record. The transcript has 14 exons. Bases 74 to 1651 code for a protein of 525 amino acids.
AACUCCAGGCAGUAGAAAAGUGCUGUUUUCCCUUUUCCUUCAGGAAAUCACAUGGAGGUGUUGGUGCACUCACAUGACAGCCUGGACUAUGGAAGGAGAGCUGAAUGAAGGAUCAGUCCCUCUGUAUUAUCGAGAAGUGCAUCAGGCUAUCAGCAGCAGGACAGACGAACGAGUGCAAAUCGAUGUGUUCCACAGACUUCUCAACGGAACCGAUCUCUCGCUCAACCAGCAGAACCAGAUUACAGAACAUGUCGAUAAUGGCAACGGCUUCCUAAGUAAGGUAUCCUUCUACAAGGCCUUGGCUCUGAUUGCGCUUGCUCAACAAGGAAAGCACCCCAGCCCUAAGCUCCUGGAGCACUGCAUACAAGAGUUUCCUAAGCCCCAGCUAGGAGAGCCAAAGGACCUGCAGAACUUGAGGAUGCAGCCGGUCCAGGAGAACCCUCUGCUCCUGUCUCUGACCCUGGCCAACCUGCUGAGCAAGGACACGAUAAAGGUGGACCUCAUUCCAGAGAAGAAAGGCCUGUUCCUCAAACAUGUGGAAUAUCAGGUCACCAGUCAGCGUUUCAAAAUUUCAGUCUAUCGGCGCUACAGUGACUUCGACGUCUUCCACGAGCUUCUGCUGCAGAGGUACGCCUACAGGACGGUCCCGGCCUUACCUCCCAAAAGAGUGCUGAAAGGAGUCUUGGCUUCAGUGUCAGAGCGAGAGUUCAUCGAGGGACGGCGGCGUGGUUUGGGCAGGUUCCUGAACCUCGUGGCGAGGCAUCCUUUCUUUUCUGAGGACGAGCUCGUCAAGACGUUCCUGACUUUCAGCGGUUCAGAUGUCCAAACGAAGCUGCGGGACUCUUUCAAGAGAAUGGGGGACGAGUUCAUGACGUGUAGAUACGCAACACAAGCCAAGGAAUAUCUUCCUGCGGAUAUCCAGUCCUGCUUCUCGGCGAGCAGAGAACUGAUCAGAAACAUCCACAACAGCUUCCAGAAGCUCAGAGAACGAGCAGAGAAGAUGGCAGAGCGCUCCAAGGAGAACGCCACAGAUCUGCUCAUGUUUGGGAAGGAGCUGAGUGCUCUGGGUUCUGAUUCCUCACCAGUUCCUGUACUGGGAUUAUCUAAGAGCAUGUGGGGGGAUCUGAGGCACUCUCUGCACGGCCUGUCCUCAGAGUUCUCCUCACUGGCAGAUAAAGCAGCCGAACAGGGAAGAAGAGAGGAGGACGACGUGGUGGAGAAACUGCAUCUCUUUUUAGAUUUGCUGCAGUCGUACAAAGAUCUGUGUGAGCGGCAUGAGAAGGGCGUCCUGCACGAGCACCAGAAAGCCCUGCAGAAGUACAGCGUCAUGAAGAGGCAGAUGAUGAGCGCAACUGUGCAGUCCAAAGAACAGGUUUCUGUGGAGCAGCUGGAGUCUCGCAUUGUCCAGCAAGAGAACGCCAUUCAGACCAUGGAGCUGCGCAACUACUUCUCGCUGUUCUGCCUGCACCAGGAGAGCCAGCUCAUCUUCACUUAUCUUCCCAUCACUUCAGACAUCCUGGGGGCCUUCGUCAACUCCCAAGUGCAGGGGCACAGAGAGAUGGGCCAGGUCUGGAACAACCUUCACUCCAAGCUGAGUGGUCUUUUUAUUGGUAAAAAUGGACUUCAGUCUCCUCCCCUCUCUCCAAAAUAAUCCUCUGCUUGCUGUGAGACAGGUUAAAAAGCAAGCUGGACCCUGACUGGACUUCCAGAAGCUUUUCAGGCAAUUCCUUUCUUUAUUAAGCUCCAAAAACACUACUAUGCAUUUCAUGCUCACUGUGGUUUUGCUCUGAUUUCUACGAUGAUUCAGUUACUAUCAUUGAUUUUUCAUGCUGAGCUUCACGCAGAGCUGAGCUGCCCGACUGACAGCAGACUGUGUCGGAAACUGUAAUCAAAGAGCUGCCUGUUAAGUGACAAGAGAGACGUCGGCCAUUGUUUGGACUCCUGUUGGCUAAAAAUAUUAUUUUAACAGAGCUAAGGAUGAUGAGCAGACAUGUCACACAUUUUCUAAUCACGCAUAUUAUACAGCAUCAUGCUGAGAGCAUUCUGUAGAUCAUAUUUGGUGUUAUUAAUGCAAUAUAAGUGCAAAUCUGUGGCCCAUUUUUUCUUUUAGAAAAAAAAAAGAAACUGUCCUUCUGGACUCAAAGCUGUCUUCACCUAUCAAAUGCAUUACCACUACUAACUGGUAAAAAGGCUGCUGCAUGCUAUUUUUGUUUGCUAUUGUGUUCCAUACCUGGCAACCACAUUCUAAGCUUAAACUAGAUUCUGAGCUGCGUGUCUAAAACAGAAUUGUAUAGAUUUUUAACAAAUUCUAAUUUUGUGUACAGUAGUUAGGGAAAUGGUUAAGCAAGCCUUAGCCACAAUAUUAAAACCAACUACAAGGAAUGUAGAAACAAGGAGGUGAUUUUAAAGUUGUGGCUGAUCCAUGUAAAAAAGCCUCUCAAAAAGCCUGUCAAAAAAACUCACUCUAACCAUAGUUAAUCUCUGUGUUUACCUGUUUAGGAGAAAAUUAGCCUAAGCAUCUGUCUUCUAGUCCUUCUGGGCCACAAGAUAUUUCCAUCUUUCAAACACAUUACCAAUAUUUACUUAUGCCAAGGCUGCAGAACACUGUUUGUCAUUAUGUUCUAUACCUGGCAACCACAUUCUAACCACAUUCAAACUAGAUUCUGAGCUGAAUGUCAAAAAACGAAUUUUAUAUAUUUUUCACACAGUGAAAUAUUAGCAGUUUUUGUGCAUUUUUUUUGGUUUGGAACAUGCUAUUAGCUUGUGAUUAUUUGGAAGGACAUUGAGAAGAGGAGAGAGAACUUUGGGCAGCUUAUACUUGUGGUAGGAGGCCACGUCCCCUCUCUUUGAUAGGUGGAGCCAGGUAGGAGAGAGAGCAGAGUUAAAAAGGAGGAGACCAGUGGUUGAAGCUUCCAGUCAGAGGAGGGGAGUGUUGCUGCAAAUACUUUACUUCCAAAGUCCAUAUAAAAAGAUACUGGUUAAACAGUAAUUACUCUUUGGACACUAAACUUUAGAAAUAAAAACUAGUAACAUUCUCACACCAUGACAUUACUACUACUACUACUACUACUGCAGUCCCUCUACAGUACACUGCAAAGCUUUGAUACUAAUCUAUACAGCUGCCUAAACUUGUGGUUUCAGCACAACCACAUAUAUGGAAUGAACUAUCUACCUGGCACCCACUAUCAGGCCUCACUCCAUUUCCAAUAAUUCAUAUUGCCUUGCCAUGAGCACACUGACCAGUUUUCAUCUUCACUCAUAAUUUAACACCUCACAACUUAUACAGAUAUAGGCAUUCCCAAGCCGUGCCCAGCGAUAGCUCUUCAUGAAUAACGUAUUUACUGUUGUACCAUGACUUUUGGCAUGUCAGUGUUAUGUAUGCAGUAACACCAUAUAAGGAACUUUUCAAAGCCAUAAUAGCUACAGAUUACUGGGGUAUACUGUAGUCGCUAAGCCUGAGCCUGAAGGUGGAGCAUGAGUAAACAUAUACAUGUUAAUAUACUGUAUAUAACUGCAGUGGAGCUCUAUUUUUUUUUAAAGGAAUUGAUUUACCGUACUACCAAAGAAAUGUUUUUACCUUUUUAUAAAUCAUGAAGUCUUUUUAAAUAAAUUCCUUAUAUUUGAAGUGAGCUCAUCUCAGGUUUAAAUAUGAAGGACCAUUAUGUUCACACAGCAGGUGAAAGUGUCAAACAGGGUUCUUGCACCAAUUUAAAAGUCAAAUUUAAUGCUUUUUAAGACCUUUUUAAGACCUUGACAAAUAUAAUUUUCUAAAUUUGGCCACAUCUUUAAAAGUGGUGCCUGAUAACAUAAAACCCCCCAAAAACAAACUUUGUAAAGCGUACCCCAGGUAGCUCACAGUCAGCUAGCUCACCGCAAACCUUAUCUCUUUUUGGUAGCUUAGCUAACUCGCCGGUAAGGUCAGAAUGUUAGCUAGCUCGCCGCUAACCUUAGUUCUCUUCCCGGCAGCUUAGCCAACUCGUCAGUAAAGUCAGUAUGUUAGCUUGCUCACCGCUAACCUUAUUUUCUUCCCAGCAGCUUAGCUAGCUCGCUGCUAACAUUCGUCUGUUAGCUAUCCUGCCCCUACAGUUAGCUAGCUCUCCAUUAACCUAGGUUCUCUCCCUGGUAGCCCUAGCUAGCUCGCCGCUAACCUUAUCUCUUCCCGGUAGCUUAGCUUACUCACCGGUAAGGUCAGUAUGUUAGCUAGCUCGCCGCUAAUCUUUGUUUUCCUUCCGGUAGCUAUCUAGCUCGCUGCUAAAGUCAGUAUGUUAGCUAGCUUUCCAUUAACCUUAGUUCUCUUUCCAGUAGUUUAGCUUUCUUGCCAGUAAGGUCAGUAUGUUAGCUAGCUCACCGCUAACCUUGUUUAUCUCAUCGGUAACGUAGCUAGCUUGUUGCUAAUGUUAGCUAGCACUCCGCUAGCGCUAGUUCUUUCCCCGGAUUAGAUGUUUACGAUGGGCCAUUGUGUUUCCCACCGCCAUUAAAUGCACCAUCUGAAAAUCUAACACCUUCAGCAAAUUUACAGUAAAUGUUAAGACAAUUUAAGACCUUAAUUACCAGGAUUUUAAUUUUAGAGAUUUAAGAGACUUUUUAAGGACCUGCAUGAACCCUGGUCAAAAUCCGAUCUUUUUCGUCAUAUUUGAUACAGAUAUAUUUUUAUCAGUAGUGGGACAAUGAGGUAGAGAUGUUUCUUUUCAAACUAAAUUAGAAAGCUCAUAACUGCUCAGUUUUUAUCCAAUUAAAUUAACAAAAGUCAGAUAUUAAUAUAUCUUUUGGAUAGAGAGAUAGAUCGGAUUUUGUGAGAAAAUAUCAAUUUGGGCCAAUUUACCAGCUGCUGUGUGAAAAAAAGCUUAAGACUUUUUUUUGACAAAUUAUUGGUGUAAAAUAUAGAUGUAAAUGUGAACAUACAGAUUAUUGUGAUUCAGCUAAAGCUACAUUGUUUACUAUAGCAAAGAGAGAAUGAGAUUCUAUACUGGUGGAUAUCCAUUUAAUAUAUACGGUAUUACAAACCAUUUCUGACAUAUUUUGUGCCAUGCUAUGUUUUACGAGUAUCAUACUUUUUAUGCUGUUCAUUUAAAAGCAUUAAAAUAAUUUUAUCUCUGUAAAUUUAGUGUCUAUUUGCUUUUUGGCAAAAUCUUUAUACAUGAAUAUAUUUUAUGUUUUUUUUGUUUUGUUUUUAAAGAAGAUUAUUUACAGUGUUGUUGUUAUAGUUAAACAUAUGAAGAAAUGUCUGGGUAUAAGCAAACCUGUACUGCUCUAUAUUGCCCUCUACUGGCAUUAUGGUCAAAUUACAAGUUCUCUAUCUUGAAUGCAUUGUGCGCUCACUGAAAUACACUAUAUGAGCUUCUGUGAUCUCCCAUUCUAAAUCUAUAGUCAUUAGUGUGCAGUCUUUAACAGCAGUUCUUUAGCUCCACCCAUUCUUUCACUAAUCAUUGUAAAGGCAGACUGAAUGGCGUGGAGCUUGAUUUUAUACACUUGUGCUAAUAGGACUGAAUGAGGGGUAUCCUAGUACUUUUGUCCGUAUUGUAUAUGUACUUGUGUACCAUUUGCAAGGCUGCCCCUGAGCUUAAAUAUUAAUAGUUUUUUUUUUUUUGCUCAAUGAAGAAUAAAGCAGUGAAUUGCUUAAAAAGGAA